AUGUUGAACUCGAAUCUGAUGGACACCUUAAAGAAGGAAAGCAUUGACGUGGCGAUAGUCUACGCUGGAAAUCCUUGUCAACUUGCAAUCACACAUGUUUUAGCGAUACCGCCAUGGAACACCUCUAUUGAGUCUGCUAGAGAUGGCCUGAUCGUGGUCAGCCUCGGAACCCAAGCGAAUCACGCCUACAUGACGGAGCCGCAGGUAAAAGCCAUAUUAGGAGCGCUGUCAAAGCUCACUAGCUACCGUAUUUACUGGCGAAUCGGACACAAGGUGCAACUGAGGAAUGUGAGCGAGGAAAAUGUGCCAAGUCAUAUCAACCUCACCGCCUUCAUCCCACAGAAUGACCUCCUUGGUUGGUCAACCUCAACAAAUCCUUGCAAACUACUGGUAACGAAUGGAGGAAUGUCAUCAAUUAUGGAGGCUGUGGCUCACGGAGUACCGAUUGUUGGAAUUCCGCUUUAUGGAAGCAACAGCAUUAUACUUGAAGAAAGUCUCUUUGUGAGAAAGGGACUUGGUUUAAUGGUCAACAAAAAGGAGUUACGAGAAGAUAGACUAUUGAGCGCAAUGAAAUCGGUGCUCCAAGGUAGCAAGUAUACAAAGGUAGCAAAAGAAAUGUCUAAGGACUUCCGUGCUCGUCCGUCGACCCCAUUCGAAACAGCUCUACACUAUAUAGAACUUGUUGGUCGUCACCGCGGUUCAGGCUUUGACGGUGUUGCAGCUUGUGAUCUCUCCUACUCUUAA
Molecule: messenger RNA, 744 nt
Organism: Ostertagia ostertagi
Lineage: Eukaryota; Metazoa; Nematoda; Chromadorea; Rhabditida; Trichostrongylidae
Source: the annotation of a GenBank genome assembly